AUGUAUCAUGCGUCCGUUGUGAAGACAGCGAACAUUAGUCUUCCGCUCAGCUUCAACCAUUCAGUGCUUGCAAUUUUAGUCGAAAACCAGGGUCACAUCAACUAUGGAGCCUCCAUGGUGGGCGAUGUGAAGGUGAGUAGCUUCUGUUUUCUGCCAGAUUCUCCUUGAAUGCUCUUGCUCAUGGCCUGAAUCCAGUCAGCUUCUGUGGGUUUUAACGAAGCACGCCGUUUAGAGUGGGGGGAGAGGGUAAACACGCCUUUUUGCGCACUGCAACUACUCGCCGGAUAGCGCCUGCUGGGGUCGGCCUAUUUUCCUCUACUUCUGCUCUUAUCAUCCCUGAAUCGUCAUCUCUACUCCUACACAGAGUAAACAACUUCAUUUCUCCCUUAUCGAUUAGAAAUGAAUGUCCCACUGGUAUGAUAAGUGGUUAGCUUGCAUGUUUGGGGAUAAGUUUCGCGUAAUUCCCAGUACUUUGCUUUAUAAAAGGUGUCCUACAGUUUCUGGUAAGAUCCGAGUAGCAUGGACUCAAGCCAUAGGGCGCGUGUGUUUGCUAUAAUAUAAAUGGACUCUCAGGGGUCUAAACCCCUAAACGGCCCUUGUCUUCCCAACCUGGUCGAAGCGCAUAGCCGUCGCUGGCGUCUUCAGUGAGUUCCCGUUUGUUCGUGAUGUAAAUGGAUCCCGUUGCAUCGGGAAUGGGUCCACGAUGUAAUAGAACGACUCACCGGGGCUUGUCCAAAAACAAGACUUUUCAGCAACCUAUCCGAAUAAUAAAUUUGGGCUUACUUAUGCGGCGUUUCAUCAAACUUGGUUAUUGUGUCUUCGGUGCAGACGCAACGUAAAGCGGUGACUCUUCGCUCCCUACGUAUAUUAGCUUUUCUUUGUCAAAUUUCCAGAGUGGCAGUCUGUGCAUGCCUGACAUGCUCGGUCGUGUAUUAAGGAUUUUACGUCUUUUGGAAUGAUCUCGGCUCGUUUUGCUUCCUUUCCCAGCCAUCUGGUUGAUAGAAGACCUGUUCUAAAUGUGAUUUCCUUUUGGCCUUUACAACCAAAUUAACUUUGCGACAUUGACCUAUCGCUGCUUUUGAGGUCAUCCGUUCCCAUGAGAUAUCCAUCAGCAGCGCUGUACUACCCAGGGACUUGUACUUACUUGUACUUGAUACGGCUGAGAUCAUGCCUGAUCUAGCCGGCCUCGAUGAUGUAACGAACUGUACCUCUCCACGCGUGACGACCCGCGGCAUCAGAUCUGGACAGCUCAACCCAUUCCCUUCGUCAACGACGUAGACCGAAUAGCGAAGGUCCAAGAACCACCUCCAUGUCUUGACGAACUGUGUCGAGCCAGGUUUUGAACUGAACCCCUCUUGGACGCCUCCAACGGUGUCGGAUCGAGGGCAGUAACACUGAGCUUCUGAGGUGGACGACGAAGAACAUGCCCGAACCACCUCAGUCAUCUUUCUUGGAUGGCCUGAGUUAUCCUUGCGAUGCUGUCGCAGCGAGCGCGAACUGUCUCCUUUGUAACGAUGUCGGUGAACUUCACUCGAAGGAUGGUCCUCAAGCGGUGGUGGUCAAAUACCUUCAGUUUUCGCUCGUCCUCCACGCGCAAACCCUAGCAUUCACAAUCGUAGAGAAGGACAGACCGGACAGAUGCUCGGUACACACGAAUCUUAGUGGCGAUGAAGAGGUUACGUCGGAUCCAUAGGCAUUUCCGAAGGCUUGAGAAAACCCAGCGGGCAGCAUCGAUUCGGGAAACGAUGUCGUCCUUAUUCUGCCCAUUAGACAGCAGCCUAGCCCCUAGGUAUUUAAAACUGUCCAAUUCUUCAAGUUGACAGCCAUCAAUCCCGAGGGGUGACUUCUCCUGGUCAGGGAUGCAGCUUGAAAACACUUUGGUCUCCCCAGCGUUUAUAGGUAAACCAACCGAUUUAGCGACCUCGUUCACUCGUGACACCAUAGACUGCAGAUCAUCAAAACUUCACGCAGUCUCUACAAGUUUAGGCUGUGCACGGCUUGGCCUCCCCUGAAAACACGUUGUUGCAAUGUACCGUUUUAGUAAACUGGAUUUGUCGCGACAGUGCUAAAACACACCAUACGACAGUUGAGCCGUCGUUACUGUCGAUGUCCACCGUGUUCUGCACAGCAAAGUGGGUGCGGAGACGGUGACUUGGGCUGGAAUUACUUUACAGUGACAGUGUUGGAUAAACACGUACCCUUUACUCCAUCCACUGAUAGGCAGUAUUGCCCAUACAGAGCGUCCGUGUAGGUCAGAACAAUAAAACAGCUAACUAGCCAGCGGCCAACGUGUGUAGACGGCCCCUCUCCCGCAGCCCAGGUCUGCCAAAUCCGUUUACUCGCCGGUGGCAGACAUUUUUCAAGCAUCGAUGUGUUUAGACCUCAUCUAAUGUCUGUAUGAUUCAACCAGCAAACUGUUGUGUGGCCAUUUUUGCUGGAUUCUUUUGUUUUUGAGCCCACUGUGAGCAAUAACUCGGGCACUUCAGUUGAUCAUUACAGCGAUGACUCGAUUGAUUUCGACUGUCGAUGUUUUCACAUUUGAAACGAAUUAACAGCGUGUCAGGCUUCCUGCGAUUUGCAGACAACUAUUUGGUGCUUUUCAGGGAGUGGUUUCUUAUUUCUCGGUAGCGGUCGUACUCCUGAUUGGAUUCGACUGCCCGGUCGAAUCUCUUGUUCCCCGCCUAUUCGAAGAUUGCCUGCUUCCGCAAGACACGAGAGUUUACAUUCAGUGAAUCCUUUUCAGCCCUCAUCCGAAUGAGCCGAAAACCAACAAACUAAGCAGUUCAAGAAUGACAGUUUGCCUUGCGGCAUUUGCCACAUUCUGCAUGGUUGGCCUAUUUUCAAUAACGUCCUCUUGCCCGGUUGUCAUCAUUUGUUUUACUUCCGCCCCCCCCCUCCCCCCUCAGGGUAUUUUGGGGAGCGUCUAUCUUGACGAUCAAGAGCUUCUGUCGUGGACAAUGACAGCGAUUGAUCUGCGAAAUGCGAUCCCGGCUCUUUCAGGCCAGAGCGACUCGUGAGAUGUUCUUUGACGCGAACUUGCAUUCGUUUCUUUUUUUGUCUUUUUUUGCAUGCCUUCAGCCCCGUCUUCUGCCUGUGUAUUUGCAGUUCCACGCAGUCCCUCCUUCCCGAAGUCGGCAAGAUCUUUGCGGGAGACGUGGAGGUACCUGUCGCCGACGGACGUCCUGAAGACACGUUUGCCGUGUUGAAUGGAUUUACGAGGGUAUGCCUAGGAAGGGAAUACAGCUCAGCUAAUUCACUGACUCUUGCUUUUUCACAUGUGUAGGAAGUUUUAGAGUUACUUCGACAUGUCUGCUUUCUACCUGACGAUUUGGGCCACUUGGUCUGCCGCCACGUGUUGGUAGUUUGUUCACAAAAAACGGUUACCAAUUUAGGAUGGGUACAGUCUGACCUACGCACUGGCACGUAAUUAUCCAAAUGAUGGUGCAUUAGCGCGGACAGAUUUUUGGCGCAUUUUUGUCGAAUGUACGAUCGUGACCCUCUAGGUCCACGAUGGUUUCGACGUGCGAUAUACGCAAGUUGUGCAGACCUUAAUCGAUCCUUCUUCCUCCUGCUUCUAACGUUCGCAAAUGUUGAGCUUUUAUGGCCCUAACGGCGGCUAGAAUGCUCAAGUUGCUGUCCGAUCCGCCUAAGCUUGGAAAACCUGCUGGGCUGGAUGGUUGAUUCUGCAUCAGGAAGCAGACCUCGAGCUUGAGUUUCGGAUUCGCAUAAUGCCUCGACCGGAGUUUUUUUAUUGGUAUAUGCCCCGGACCUCGCCUCAUAAAUGUACUUCUGAACAAUCAGUUCAAUUGACUUUUAUAAUGCAAGUUAAGGUAUUCUCAUAAUCCCACAGUUGCCAUGGUUCAAAGCCACCAAGCCAGCCGCCCGCAUGUAAUUACCUUCGCCGGGACCCACCUUCUCCCUGGCGCUGACUGGAAUUGUGGUGUUUCACUCCCCCCCCCCUCCCCUCUCCAAACCCGAGCUACGGCUCAAUUAUCUACUUGCCCGUAUCUUUUAAUUCAUUACUUAAAUAGCCAUCUAAAUGUACAGGCCUGAAGAGAAUUUAUCGAAAGCAGACGUAUGCUCGCCAAAUUGCCUUUUGUAUUCUCAUAAUUCUUUCACCGAUAAAAGUACUGUUUUUGUCCACCUACUUGGUCCGCAGGGUGUCCUUAUGAUCAACGAUGUCGUCAUCGGUCGUUAUGAUCCUGGCGCCGGACCUCAAAUCAGUCUAUACAUCCCUGCUAGUGUCCUUGUCCUGGGCACCAACACUGUCAAAGUCCUAGAGCUGAGCGGACUUCAAGGACGGUGCCUCAAAAAUGCAACCGAAUGCACGGUUACUUUUCGGGACUCUAUGCUGUGGCGUAAGUAA
Spirometra erinaceieuropaei is the source of this 4366-nucleotide messenger RNA. The record is from the annotation of a GenBank genome assembly. NCBI's taxonomy places the organism in Eukaryota, Metazoa, Platyhelminthes, Cestoda, Diphyllobothriidea, Diphyllobothriidae.